AUGUACACCGUCCCCACCAUCACCAUUGUCGCCACCCUGCUCAACCACAUCGCCCUUGCCACCUCACCUCGCUGCGAUGUAGACAUCGGCUUCGAUCCUCUCCUCGUCGCCUCUCAGGCCCAGAAGCUCUCAACCCACAGCUGGGAAUACGGAACCCUCUCCCAAGCCCUCCUAGAGCUUUACAGCCCAGAUCUUACAGCCUACUCUCACUAUGCCUUUCCCCACGGUAUAAUCCCCAAAGUACCAUACCAAGAUGUCCCAAGCCUUGACUAUGCAGCACAACACAUCCGCCUCAACACCUCCACCCUCAUCGAUGGCGACGGCGCAACAGGCGACCCGGCUUCUCUCGGCGUCUCAGCCCUACUCAUUGGCCAGACGGACCCUCGAUACCUCGUCGCAACGCAGCGGCAAUAUGAUUCUCUACUGGCAGCGCCGCGGUGGUCGAACGGUGCCAUCUCGCAUCGUGAGGAAAGUGUAGAGCUCUGGACCGACUUCAUCGCUAUGGCACCACCAUUCAUGGCGUACUAUGCUGCACAACAGCAGAACCUGGAGAUUAUGAGAGAAGUCGUAGAGCAAAUCGCUCUCUACCGCUCCGUUCUGCAAGUCCAGGCGGGCGACAUGAAGGGCGCGUGGCGCCAUAUCAUGACCCAGUCGCCGCGAGGAGAACGAGAAGAUCUGGGAGUAUGGAGUACAGGCAAUGCAUGGGUUCUUCUGGGAAUGGUGAGGGUUCUGGCUACGAUUGUGUACUGGGGUUCUACGAAGGGGGAAGUAGUGAUGCAGAAGAGGUUGAUGAGUUGGAUUGGGGAGAUCCUUGCUAUAGCUGUGCAGAGGGCACCGAGGGAUGGGAGGGGACUUUUGAGGAAUUAUUGGGAUGAUAGCACGUGGUUUGGGGAGAUUAGUGGGAGUGCGGGAAUUACGGCGGCGAUUUACAGGGUUGCCAUGUUGGAGGGUGAGAUGGGAUGGCAGAGGGAGAAGGUGGCGACGCCAGAUAUGCUCAAAUGGGCUGACGAGACUCGAGCUGCUGUCGCUGCGUGUGUUGAUGAGAAUGCCAUUGCGAGUCCAGCUGUGAAUCCAUUGGGAUGGGGAGAUCGUGAGCCGUAUACCAAGGGAAGUCCUGAAGGCCAGAGCUUUGUAGUGAUGAUGUAUGCUGCUUGGCGGGAUUGUUGUGAAUCUGGUGUAUGCCGUGUUAAGUAG
Molecule: messenger RNA, 1194 nt
Organism: Fulvia fulva
Lineage: Eukaryota; Fungi; Ascomycota; Dothideomycetes; Mycosphaerellales; Mycosphaerellaceae
Exons: 2
Coding region: 1-1194 (397 amino acids)
Biological process (GO): carbohydrate metabolic process
Source: RefSeq, a predicted model, not a curated record